Cuscuta campestris is the source of this 1720-nucleotide messenger RNA. The record is from the annotation of a GenBank genome assembly. Lineage: Eukaryota; Viridiplantae; Streptophyta; Magnoliopsida; Solanales; Convolvulaceae.
CUUCUUCUCGCGCGACCCUUCUGAGUUUCACCGGUCGUUCUCUCCGCUUUAGCUUCCUAGCCCUCCGAGCCAAGUAAGCUUCUCUCCUCUUCUUAUUAGCUUUCUUUUCUCCAUUUUUCUUCCCGGUAAAUGUCUUCCCCAGAUAGUCAAGACAUUUCCGCCUCGGAUGCCCGCGCAUCCGAGGAAUCCCUUUCCUCUUCUUCUUCGACCGGGUCGUCUUCCCCCAUUCCUCAACCCCGGUCGAUUCCAAAUCCCAACAUCCCUGAACCGCAGCCGGUAAAUCAGAUGCCCGGUCAGGUUUUUCAGGAGAGGGAUGCACCGGUGGAAGAUGAACCGGCUCCCUAUGACCCUGAAAAUGAGUCGUACGAGGCAUGGGAGGACCGGCUGGAAGCAGCCGGUUAUUCUCCUCUCCCUACCAGUUACCCCUUAGACAUUCCUCCCCGGGUUUCUAAGAUUGCUCAAAAUAAAGCCCGCAGGAAUCUCCCGGCGGGGUAUGUUCUCGAGUAUGACCCCAACUGGCCCAACAUCAUCGAGCCCCAUCGAGACGAUAGGGUAGGUUUUCACAUCAUUUCUCUAGAGAGUGGGACCGUCUUCCCCCUUCGUCCCCUUUUGAUUGAAUUGUGCCGUUGUUUCAAAAUUCUACCCGGGCAAAUUACACCCAAUGCCCACCGGUUCCUUAAUGCUUUCGUAAACAUCUGUGUUGAGCUCAAAAUCGAUCCCUCCCUUCGCUUGUUUCUCUAUCUUUUUGAAGUCCUCCCCGGUAAGUCAGGUUAUGACGGUUAUGUUUACUUCAGAGGCCGCAAUGGUCGCCAAUUCAUCUCCGACCUUCCACAAAGCAACCAGCAGUGGAAGGAGAAAUUUGUUUUCAUAAAAUUUCCCGAUGUUUCCCCCCUGGCCGGGAUAAGGUGGAACGACCAUAUUCUGAAGUCACAGUAUACCGAGCCGGCCAGAGCUCCUGACUUGGAGGAGAGUUUAGAGAAGCUUCUCCAGGGGGACCCCUUCACCGGGCAGAUGUUCCACUAUGGGGCCUGGAUCUGGAGGAUCCAACCGGGUGGCAAGGGUACCCCUCAGGCCCAGGAGGCAGCGGGGCACGGGGUACCCUCCCCGGGCAACACUGCUGAGGCCGGGGGCCCCAGCCACCCAGAUAUGAAUUUCAGGUCCUACGGCAUUCCCAAGACGACCGGUGGACCUUCUUCUGCCGGUCCAUCUUCAAAAACAAUACCGGUCCAGAAGGAGACGGUUGAGAUCCAUUCUGAGGAGGAAACUCCUCUGACCGGGGAGGCGGCUCAGACAGGGAAGGAUGCGGUGAAUCCUUCCCCAAUGGGCGAAGUCAGGUCCGACGCCUUGGAACAGCUCACCGAAGAUUCUUCCUCCCGGUUAGCCCAGCUGGAAGAAAAGUUGAAGAGGUUCGAGGCCCAUAACCGGGAGCUUAAGGAGCUGACGGCCCGGCAGCUAGAUGAGAUGGCCAAUCUUUCAGCGAUUGCCGGGGGGCAAAGGCGGAGACUCUCCAGCUGAAGGAAGAAAACCUGAAGCUGAUGGAGGAGUUGGAGGCCAAGGAGCGAGAGUUUCCCGGUAGGGCCCGCCAGUGGAUGGAGGAGAACUUGGUGGAAGCUGCCCGAGUACUUACUUCUUCUUAGGAAAGGACGAUGGAAGGCUUCAAGCUGCUCUACCGGGAGGAGCAAGGGAAAGAGAUGAUUACCCAGAUUGGCUCCUACGGUUU